This is a messenger RNA of Australozyma saopauloensis, 1740 nucleotides long. It is a transcript of the gene RIM101, whose product is annotated as alkaline-responsive transcriptional regulator. NCBI's taxonomy places the organism in Eukaryota, Fungi, Ascomycota, Pichiomycetes, Serinales, Metschnikowiaceae. Bases 1 to 1740 code for a protein of 579 amino acids. Gene Ontology annotation, biological process: positive regulation of transcription by RNA polymerase II. Gene Ontology annotation, cellular component: nucleus. The transcript has a single exon. The record is from RefSeq and is a predicted model, not a curated record.
AUGAAUUCUAACUACAACUUGCACCCAGUCACAUACUUAAAUGCCACCACCGAGAAGGCACCGGGCGAGUUCGACUUCGACAUCGAUGCUGUUUCCGAUGCAGUGUCUUCGAACUCCCCUGCCACCCACUCGGAGAACUCGCCUCUGGCCUCAUUCUCGUCUCAGUCCUCGGCAAACUCGCCCCUCCAGAGGGAGGCCACCAUGAAGCUCAUGACUCCUGCUUCGGACUUUUUGGGCAACCCAGUUAAGCAAAUCGUUCCUCAAUACCCAUCCUUGCUCACAGACACUACUCUCAACUCGGUUUCCGUCCUGCCAACAGCAGAGACCGAGAAGAAGCCAAAGAAGACAUACAAGAAGAUCAAGGAGUCCGACUUGAAGGGCCCCUUUAAAUGUUCUUGGGGCGACUGCUCCAUUGUCUUCGAGACACCAGAGGUGUUGUACGACCACUUGUGUGAUGACCAUGUAGGCAGAAAGUCUAGCAACAACUUGUCUUUGGUCUGUUGCUGGGACAACUGUGGUACUCGCACAGUCAAGAGAGACCAUAUCACCUCCCAUUUGAGAGUCCAUGUUCCUUUGAAGCCAUUCCACUGUGACUUGUGUCCAAAGAGUUUCAAGAGACCCCAGGACUUGAAGAAGCACUCUAAAGUCCACGAAGACACUCAUCAAAAGAGCUUGAAGAAGGCUCAGAAGAAAAUCAAGCAAGAAGAUGAACAUAGAUUUCCAGCUUACUCGCUUUACCCUGGCCAUCCAACUCAAGACAUCCAAUAUCCAACUCUUGGCAACGAGAUGACCCACCGCUCUGAGCUUUUCGAUUCCAGCUCUGUCCUCCACCCUAGCGCUGGCAAUGACUCCAAGAAAAGAGGCAUGGAUAGCUUUGGUCAAUCCAACAUGCACGUUGUGAACGGAAUUUUGAGUGACUUCAACUUCUAUGGCAUGCAACAGGAUUCUUCCAAGAGAGUCAAGAUGGAGCCUCUGUACAACAUGGACAUGUACAACCGUCUAGUUAAUGUUGAGGAGAAUUUGGGAAGUGCUAAUCCUGCUCCUCAAUUCCCAAUUUUUGGUUCUCAAGUUCCUGUGAACAACUACGGUAGCGCUCCGGGCUACCAAAUCUCGCACAGCUUUAACCAAAGCAACAUCAGUGAGGCCGAAAAGUUCUUCAACAAUUUGUCCGCUUCCGUUGACAUGCAAUACCAGACUUUGAGCGGUCCUCAGCAAGCACACCCUGCCCAACCUCUCAACCAGUCUUACUCGUACAGCCAACAACCAAUGUACCCAGUCUUGCCUCAAUUCCUGGCUAGACCUGCUGAGAGCCAAGACCAUUUUGUCAACAACCACAACUCGGGCUUUACUUCAAGUUACCCUCAAGUGAACAGACAAUUGGGUGCGAUGUACCCUGGAAACGGCUUCCCACUCUCAUCAGACUUCAGUGGCAUCAGCAGCUCCCAAAAGUCUGGCAAGAAGCUCGGAGCUGAAGAAGCCAAGGAACCAGAGACAGAGAAGAAGCAAUCCACCGAAGACGAUGUUGUUGCUGCUUUGGGUUCUUUGUCUUUGGACAACAAGAAGCAAUAUGACAUUGAGACAGUCAAGAAGCAUCGUGAUAUGUUGAAGAUGGUUUGUGAGUACUUGAGCAAUGUCUCUAAGGAAUUGAAGGAACAGAAAUCUGAUACAGCAAAUGCCGAGGAUAUUCAAAAUCAAAAAGAAGAGAAAGAGUCCUUGUACCCUACGAUAGCUGCUUUCUAA